Centropristis striata (black sea bass) is the source of this 1006-nucleotide messenger RNA. RefSeq names its product olfactory receptor 1500-like. The coding region runs from base 1 to 951 and encodes 316 amino acids. Gene Ontology annotation, biological process: G protein-coupled receptor signaling pathway. Gene Ontology annotation, molecular function: olfactory receptor activity. Lineage: Eukaryota; Metazoa; Chordata; Actinopteri; Perciformes; Serranidae. The transcript has a single exon. Gene Ontology annotation, cellular component: membrane. The record is from RefSeq and is a predicted model, not a curated record.
AUGAACAACCAAACAUUCAACAUGGAUCUGCUGCAGCUGGAGGGGUUAAAGGUCACGGCCUCCUCCUCCAUCCUCGCCUUCGUCCUCCUCCUCCUCAUCUAUGUCUUCAUCAUGGUGUCCAACCUGGGCCUGGUGGUGCUGAUCUUCAUGGAGCGCAGCCUGCAGCAGCCCAUGUACCUGCUCGUCUGCAACAUGAGCGUUAACGACGCGUUCGGGGCGACGGUCGUCAUCCCUCGCCUGCUGAGCGACAUCUGUAUUCCAGCUGGCGAGCGGUUUAUCUACUACAUCGACUGCGUCAUUCAGGCAUUCUGCGGUCACGUUCACGGCGCCACCUCCCACACCGUGCUCAUGAUCAUGGCGUUCGACCGCUACGUGGCCAUCUGCAACCCGAUGCGGUACUCCACCAUCAUGACCGGCAGGAUGGUGGCGGCGCUGUCGGUGGCGGCGUGGGUGGUGGCGUUUGUCUUGAUUGCAGUCAAUGUCGGCCUCAGCGUGCGCCUCUCACGCUGCAGGUCAGUUGUUUUAAACCCGUUCUGCGAUAACGCAUCUUUGUUCAAGCUGUCCUGCGAGGACGUCCUCAUAAACCACAUCUACGGGCUCAUCAGCGCCAUGGGCAUGAUGUCCGUGUCCCUGUGCAGCGUGGCGCUCACCUACCUGAGGAUUGCCAUCGUGUGUCUGAGCAGCAAGAACACCUCCGUGAACAGUAAAGCUCUGCAGACCUGCGCCACCCAUCUGCUGGUCUACGUCAUCAUGCUGUUUUCUGGCUUCGUCAUCAUCACCCUGCAUCGGUUCCCUCACUUGUCGGACGAGAGGAAGCUGGCGGCCAUCCUGUUCCACGUGGUUCCUCCGUCCAUGAACGCCAUUAUCUACGGACUGCAGAUCAAAGCAGUCAGACAAAGGGUUAUGAUUAUAUUUAUCAGGAAGAAAAUAGCUGUGUCAGAGGUCAAAUGACAUUAAUGAUCAAAUGUAACGUCAGAAAAACACUGAGACGAACUUCAUCUGGUGG